Procambarus clarkii (red swamp crayfish) is the source of this 5226-nucleotide messenger RNA. RefSeq names its product mucin-17-like. NCBI's taxonomy places the organism in Eukaryota, Metazoa, Arthropoda, Malacostraca, Decapoda, Cambaridae. Gene Ontology annotation, cellular component: extracellular region. Gene Ontology annotation, molecular function: chitin binding. The record is from RefSeq and is a predicted model, not a curated record.
GUCCGUGGGUGGAGGAGCUCAGAGCUGGAAGUGACCACUCUGGAGGCCGGGUCAGUAGUCUCACACGCCCAGAGCAGGGAGGACCUCGGCGGGCCAGAUAUACAACUUGUCACCUUACUCAGUAAACUGCUGAAGUGUUCUACUGUGUAUUUUCUACAAUCCGCAAGAACCAUACAUCCAAGAUAUCGUUGUUAGAGAAGCAGUGUGGUGAAGCAGGCCAUGAAGAGCUCAGUGUUGUGGGUCCUCCUCCUCGCUGCCCAGGCUCGCGGCAGCUUGCUCGAUGGCCUUCACCACCACCAUGGUGAACACAGCCACGGGGAACACAUCCAUGGUGAACACAGCCACGGGGAACACACCCAUGGUGAACACAGUCACGCAGGAGAACAUAAUCAUGGCCACCACAGCCAUGGAGAAGAACAAGUUCCUGUAGACCAUAACAGAAUCAGAGAACCGGUAUAUGGAGAACGUAUUCGCAGUGAAGAACAAGGUCGGACUGCGGACAAUAACAGAGAAGAACAUCAUAACAACCGGAGCCACACCACCAUAAACAAGCAGGAACGCCUGGUCACCGCCGUCGCCUCUGACCUCAGCGGCUUCCUUGACCUCCCGCCAGCUGACUCGGAUUCAUCUGCUGACCAACUCCAGAACUUUGACCCUUUGACCUUUGACCCGCCAGCAACUGAGGUCAACCAGCAGUUCGACCUUUCAACGAGCACCUUCAACCAGGGCUUUGACCACCCAGCCACUGAGGUCAACCUACAACGUGACCUUCCAGUGAACGAAUUUAACCAGGGCUUUAACCAAACAAUAAAUGAGGUCAAUCAGCAGUUUGAAUCGUCAUCAAACCAGUUGAAUCAGGGCUUUGACCAUCCUGUGCAAGACGUCAGCCAAGGCUUUGACCAUCCUGUAGAAGACGUCAGCCAAGGCUUUGACCAUCCUGUAGAAGACGUCAGCCAAGGCUUUGACCAUCCUGUAGAAGACGUCAGCCAAGGCUUUGACCAUCCUGUAGAAGACGUCAGCCAAGGCUUUGACCAUCCUGUAGAAGACGUCAGCCAAGGCUUUGACCAUCCUGUAGAAGACGUCAGCCAAGGCUUUGACCAUCCUGUAGAAGACGUCAGCCAAGGCUUUGACCAUCCUGUACAAGACGUCAGCCAAGGCUUUGACCAUCCUGUACAAGACGUCAGCCAAGGCUUUGACCAUCCUGUACAAGACGUCAGCCAAGGCUUUGACCAUCCUGUACAAGACGUCAGCCAAGGCUUUGACCAUCCUGUGGAAGACGUCAGCCAAGGCUUUGACCAUCCUGUGGAAGACGUCAGCCAAGGCUUUGACCAUCCUGUGGAAGACGUCAGCCAAGGCUUUGACCAUCCUGUGGAAGACGUCAGCCAAGGCUUUGACCAUCCUGUGGAAGACGUCAGCCAAGGCUUUGGCCAUCCUGUACAAGACGUCAGCCAAGGCUUUGAUCAAAGAGUUAAUGAAGACAAUUAUGCGUUUGACGUUAGAGCAAAAGACAUUAACCAGCAGCUUGACCUCUCCAGUGACGCUCCAGCACCACUGACCUCUGACCCAGCUCAGGCCCGCACUAACUACCCCACACAGACCAGUGAACCACUGACCUCUGACCCAGCUCAGGCCCCCACUAACUACCCCACACAGACCAGUGAACCUCUGACCUCUGACCCAGCUCAGGCCCGCACUAACUACCCCACACAGACCAGUGAACCACUGACCUCUGACCCAGCUCUGGCCCGCACUAACUACCCCACACAGACCAGUGAACCACUGACCUCUGACCCAGCUCAGGCCCGCACUAACUACCCCACACAGACCAGUGAACCACUGACCUCUGACCCAGCUCAGGCCCGCACUAACUACCCCAAACAGACCAGUGAACCACUGACCUCUGACCCAGCUCAGGCCCGCACUAACUACCCCACACAGACCAGUGAACCACUGACCUCUGACCCAGCUCAGGCCCGCACUAACUACCCCACACAGACCAGUGAACCACUGACCUCUGACCCAGCUCAGGCCCGCACUAACUACCCCAAACAGACCAGUGAACCACUGACCUCUGACCCAGCUCAGGCCCGCACUAACUACCCCACACAGACCAGUGCUAACGACUCCGUGCGGGCCAGAACCAAUGGUUCCGUUCAGACCUUUGUGUACGACCCCGCGCAAGCCCUGAUUGAGGACGACCCCACACGCAGCCAAGUGAACAAUCCUGCACAGGAACCUGCCUACGACCCAACACAGGCUCUUGCGAACGACUUCACGCGCGCCCGUGCUAAUGACCCAACCACGACCCUCGUGACGACCCCAGCCAGUGACCCCACAAGGACCCCAGCCAGUGACCCCAGGAAGAGCUCUGCCAGACCUGAGGAUGCCGCCAGGGCUGACGGAGUUGUCACUCAGGAACAAGAGUCAGCAGGAGGCGGGGCCAAGGAGCUGAAACCUGCGGCCAGGGGCUCGACCAGGGGCUCGAGUGACUACCCGCAGUACUCCAUGGUGCCGAGGACGACCUUCUCCUGUAGCGACCAUCAGCAUGGCGGCUACUACGCCGACCCCGAGGCUCAGUGUCAGGUGUUCCACGUGUGCCUGAACGGUGGGAAGAUGGGGUCGUUCCUGUGCCCCAACGGGACGCUCUUCAACCAGAACUACUUCGUCUGUGACUGGUGGUUCAACGUCGACUGUGCAAGCGCCGCCAACAAGUACGACCUCAACGCGGCCAUUGGGGUCGUCCCUCCACGCAACUAGUGACCCUUCACCAUGUGUAAUGGUCGUCCGGGUGAUCUUGGCCGGAUACCGACGUUGUAACGCUUCAGUAAUCCGUUAAAGAACACUGAAGUUCCCCAUCAAAAAUAUUAUAAAGAAAAUGGAUAUGGUGAAGAAGGGGGACUAAAGAGGACGGAGUUCCGUCCACAAGCUGGUCUUGACAUUUCUAUAAAUAAAUAAUAUUUACUUCUGGGCAUAAACAAUGUCGACAAUAUUAUGUUUGUCUUGUGUGUGGUUACAUAUAAUUGCGUUCAUGUAUGCAUCCGUGUGUGUUUGUGUAUGUAUUCACCGUCCGUGUGUGUUUGUGUAUGUAUUCACCGUCCGUGUGUGUCUGUGCAUUCUGUAUUCUCUUCCUGUGCCAUAGACCCAAUGGCGACGUGUUGACGUAAUGGGUCGUGACGUCAUAUGUGGCAACCAAUAACCCUUCACGACGAUAAACGUGACGUCAUCAACAACCAAUAGCGUAACGAACCAACAGUUCAUGACGUAAUUUUCUCGGUUGCAUCAUGUUCUAUGUAGCCUAAAGUGCAAUGUAUGUUGGUAGUACAUGUGACGUCAUGUUGCUGGUUGACCAAUAGUGCCUUCUUCGUGGUAAGAUAUGUGACGUCAAGUUGCUGGUUGACCAAUAGUGGCCGUCUCAAUGAUAAUACACGUGACGUCAUGUACCUGGUCGACCAAUAACAGCCUUCCCAGAGGUGAGACGUGACGUCAUGUACCUGGUCGACCAAUAACAGCCUUCCCAGAGGUGAGACGUGACGUCAUGUACCUGGUCGACCAAUAACAGCCUUCCCAGAGGUGAGACGUGACGUCAUGUACCUGGUCGACCAAUAACAGCCUUCCCAGAGGUGAGACGUGACGUCAUGUACCUGGUCGACCAAUAACAGCCUUCCCAGAGGUGAGACGUGACGUCAUGUACCUGGUCGACCAAUAACAGCCUUCCCAGAGGUAAGACGUGACAUCAUGUACCUGGUCGACCAAUAACAGCCUUCCCAGAGGUAAGACGUGACGUCAUGUACCUGGUCGACCAAUAACAGCCUUCCCAGAGGUGAGACGUGGCGUCAUGUACCUGGUCGACCAAUAACAGCCUUCCCAGAGGUGAGACGUGGCGUCAUGUACCUGGUCGACCAAUACCAGCCUUCCCAGAGGUGAGACGUGGCGUCAUGUACCUGGUCGACCAAUAACAGCCUUCCCAGAGGAGAGACGUGGCGUCAUGUACCUGGUCGACCAAUAACAGCCUUCCCAGAGGUGAGACGUGGCGUCAUGUACCUGGUCGACCAAUAACAGCCUUCCCAGAGGUGAGACGUGGCGUCAUGUACCUGGUCGACCAAUACCAGCCUUCCCAGAGGUGAGACGUGGCGUCAUGUACCUGGUCGACCAAUAACAGCCUUCCCAGAGGAGAGACGUGGCGUCAUGUACCUGGUCGACCAAUAACAGCCUUCCCAGAGGUGAGACGUGGCGUCAUGUACCUGGUCGACCAAUAACAGCCUUCCCAGAGGUGAGACGUGACGUCAUGUACCUGGUCGACCAAUAACAGCCUUCCCAGAGGAGAGACGUGGCGUCAUGUACCUGGUCGACCAAUACCAGCCUUCCCAGAGGUGAGACGUGACGUCAUGUACCUGGUCGACCAAUAACAGCCUUCCCAGAGGUGAGACGUGACGUCAUGUACCUGGUCGACCAAUAACAGCCUUCCCUGAGGAGAGACGUGACGUCAUGUACCUGGUCGACCAAUACCAGCCUUCCCAGAGGAGAGACGUGACGUCAUGUACCUGGUCGACCAAUACCAGCCUUCCCAGAGGAGAGACGUGACGUCAUGUACCUGGUCGACCAAUACCAGCCUUCCCAGAGGUGAGACGUGGCGUCAUGUACCUGGUCGACCAAUAACAGCCUUCCCAGAGGAGAGACGUGACGUCAUGUACCUGGUCGACCAAUAACAGCCUUCCCAGAGGAGAGACGUGACGUCAUGUACCUGGUCGACCAAUAACAGCCUUCCCAGAGGAGAGACGUGGCGUCAUGUACCUGGUCGACCAAUAACAGCCUUCCCAGAGGAGAGACGUGACGUCAUGUACCUGGUCGACCAAUAACAGCCUUCCCAGAGGAGAGACGUGACGUCAUGUACCUGGUCGACCAAUAACAGCCUUCCCAGAGGUGAGACGUGACGUCAUGUACCUGGUCGACCAAUAACAGCCUUCCCAGAGGAGAGACGUGACGUCAUGUACCUGGUCGACCAAUAACAGCCUUCCCAGAGGAGAGACGUGACGUCAUGUACCUGGUCGACCAAUAACAGCCUUCCCAGAGGUGAGACGUGGCGUCAUGUACCUGGUCGACCAAUAACAGCCUUCCCAGAGGAGAGACGUGACGUCAUGUACCUGGUCGACCAAUAACAGUGUGUCUGUGUUUCGUGUGAAUCUGUGUUAAUAUUUUAUUCUGGUAAUAAAAUAUGUUUAUAUAAAA